CCGCACAAGGUUGACGUGCCUGUUCUAGAUCUCGAUGAGCCCGAUGAUGACACGUUCCCAAUCGAAAAUCCGGGCACAAACCUGUACAAGUUCAUGGAUCUACUGGACUAUGCGAACCAGGGCCAGGCAUCUAAUACCCCCGGCAUUCUCCGCAGAAUCCAGAAUUUUUUCAAGCCAAACGAUCGAACGGGUUUGUAUGAGCCCUCGGAAAAUAACAGUGACAUUGAUUUCUUCAACAUCGAUGAUGACGAUGCCGCCGCGGGGAACGACUCCAUGUCCGAUCUAAGGAAGUAUCAGAUCACCAGGCUAGAGCGGAAACUCAACAAGACAAUCUUGUGCUUUGCAUGCGGGCUUGUUUUUGUGUUUGCGUUCCUUUUCUUGAAGAAAGACGGGCUAAUGCCCGCCGAACUGCCACUGCAAAAGAUUCUUCUCUCCAACUCAACGCAUGUCUUCCAUCCCACCACACUUCUUAUAUCUUUGGACGGAUUUCAUCCGCACUACAUCAACGCGGAAAACACGCCCACACUUCACAGGAUGCUUGUGGAUGGAUAUGGAGCCCCGCACAUGGUGCCAUCGUUUCCCUCGCUGACGUUUCCUAAUCAUUGGACCUUGGUCACGGGUCUCUAUCCCGCGGACCACGGUAUUGUGGGCAACACCUUCUACGACCCGCUCUUAAAAAAGCAGUUCAUCAAUACAAACCCGGACUUGGGGCUCGACCCGCAGUUCUGGCAGGGCGGUGAACCCGUUUGGACCACCGCUGCAAAACAAGGCGUGCGUUCAGCCAUCCACAUGUGGCCAGGAAGUGAGGUUCCAGGUGUUGGCGAUAAUGGGCCUACCUAUAUUGACAAGUAUAAUGGUUCGGAGCCGCUUGCGGCCAAAGCGGAUCGUAUUUUUUCGUGGCUUGACAUCGACGAUUUGAGCCGGAGGCCAGAACUUAUUCUCGCAUAUGUACCGACAAUUGACCAGUUUGGACACAAGUUCGGGAUCAGCGGGCCGGAGUUGACCGGCGCCUUGCGCUAUGUGGACGAGUUUGUACAGCUCACACAGGACAAGUUGGCCCAGCGAAAUCUUCAGGACAUCGUCAAUGUCAUUGUAGUGAGUGAUCACGGCAUGGCGCCCACCUCAAACGAUCGGCUUCUUUUCUUGGAUGAUGUGGUCGAAAUCACUAAAAUCGAGCACAUCGAUGGCUGGCCGUUGUUCGGCUUAAGGCCCCGGCCGGAACACUCUGUCGAUGAAAUAUACCUGGAAAUCAAAGCAAACCUUGAUUCUGCGACCCCAGACACCCAGGAUAAUUUCAAUUUGUACCGUGUGGAAGAAAUCCCUCCGGAAUGGCAGUUUGGUGGCAACUUGACCGACCAUAAGUUCAACUACCGCCUUGCCCCAAUCUGGAUAGUGCCAAACGUAGGCUAUUCCGUCACCACCCGAGCAAAGUUCGCAGAGAACAACAACGACUACUACCCCAAGGGUGUGCAUGGCUAUAACAAUACGCAUUUGCUAAUGCGGGCGAUCUUCUUGGGCCAGGGCCCUUACUUCGAGCAGAAGCUUUCUGAAAACAAGAAAGUCUUGCCUUUCACCAAUGUCAAUGUGUAUAACAUUGUAUGUGAGACUUUGCAAAUCACGCCUGGUGUGAACAACGGAACAGUUUCCGGAAAGGGUUUCUCGAUAUCCACAGAAAACUCCUUACCUGAUGACUGGUCUGAUAAUUUGGUGUUUCCAGAUUUGCCAUAUGAAGUGGAACACAUUGUCCGAAACGCCACUUACGACCAGUUGUGG
Metschnikowia bicuspidata var. bicuspidata NRRL YB-4993 is the source of this 1773-nucleotide messenger RNA. Its product is annotated as nucleotide diphosphatase/phosphodiesterase. Gene Ontology annotation, molecular function: nucleoside triphosphate diphosphatase activity; ribonucleoside triphosphate phosphatase activity. Lineage: Eukaryota; Fungi; Ascomycota; Pichiomycetes; Serinales; Metschnikowiaceae. The annotation marks the transcript as partial. Gene Ontology annotation, biological process: nucleoside triphosphate metabolic process. The transcript has a single exon. The record is from RefSeq and is a predicted model, not a curated record.